CGUCAGUUGCAGGCCACGUCAACAGUGCCACGCCAAUAGCAGUGCCACGACAACCGAUGCCACGUCAGCAGGGCCACAUCAGCAGUACCCCGUCAUCAACACCGUACAGCUAACUGCAGCUUAUGCUCCGACGCAGCAACCGCAUCGCAGCACGAGAAGGGCGGGCAGCCGCAGCAGAACAGCAGCUACCUCUGCCCCACCCCUCUGAAAUGGACACCCAGGGCAACCCCACGGUGGACAAUGCCACAUCCGGCAGUCCACGGGAGGAGUGCAGUUCAAACCCCACGGGCCCACGGGCCCAACAGGAGGGUUCCAUUGCGACUUCGGUGGGAACCCUCGACGCUGCACCAGUCUGGCAGCAAGGAGAGACCAUGACGGCCUUCUUGGCCCGCCUGGGCACCUAUAUGCAGCAAGUCCAAGAGGAGCAGCAACGCGAGGCGGCAGCCGAAGCAGCACGCCUUAAUGCCAUUGCACGCGCAGAAGAGCAACGACGCCGGCACCAAGCUGACACAGCUGCCAACCACAACCAAGCUCAAAGAGAUGCCGCGUUUGUCCUCAUGCAGCAGGAAGCCGCUCAUACUGCCGCACUCCAAGCAUGGCAUGUUGAUCCGGCGGAAACGACGGAACCAACUACGGAGGACCAGACUAAGUCAGCUCUCACCAGCAUCAUGCACAAAGUCAUCCUCACUUGUAACUGGCAACAAGUGGAGCUGGCUCGGCAGGCACGUACCAUCACUGAGUAUGAGGAAACUCUCAAGAGCCUCCACGCCCGCCUUGACAUGCUGGAGAAGGAUGACGUGCCGCACAGGCACACGGCAUCGUCAAGCAUGGAUCCAUCGAUCCGCGAGCUGGAAGGACGGCUGGAUCACCUAGUCGCGAUGAUCGGCAACUUGAACAGUUUCCGACACCCGACGACCAUCAGCCAGCAAAUAGCCGCCCUACAAGCGGAUCUGCGUCAACUGCAGCAGCAACCAACUGGGACCUGCAACAACGUGACGCCGAAACAAUUCAAGAUGCCGAAGUUCAGCAUCGACAAGUUUGAUGACUACCACAAAGCGGACCCCAUUAGUUGGUGGCAAGGGUUCACCAAUGAGCUCUCCAUCCACUUGGUCCCGCCAAAGUCGAAGAUCUCAGCACUCUACCUCUACAGCACCGGUGCCAGCCAAGUGUGGCUCAACCACCUGGCGUCGAAGCCUCUCAGCUUCACACCAAGAUCACUUGGGAGGCCAUGACUGAGAAGUGGCGGAAACGCUUCAUUGUCAACGACGC
Molecule: messenger RNA, 1269 nt
Organism: Chara braunii
Lineage: Eukaryota; Viridiplantae; Streptophyta; Charophyceae; Charales; Characeae
Source: the annotation of a GenBank genome assembly